This is a messenger RNA of Loxodonta africana (African savanna elephant), 3440 nucleotides long. It is a transcript of the gene TMEM35A, whose product is annotated as transmembrane protein 35A. NCBI's taxonomy places the organism in Eukaryota, Metazoa, Chordata, Mammalia, Proboscidea, Elephantidae. Gene Ontology annotation, cellular component: endoplasmic reticulum. Bases 533 to 1036 code for a protein of 167 amino acids. Gene Ontology annotation, molecular function: acetylcholine receptor regulator activity. Gene Ontology annotation, biological process: chaperone-mediated protein complex assembly; positive regulation of protein localization to cell surface. The transcript has 2 exons. The record is from RefSeq and is a predicted model, not a curated record.
GCUUUAUCCUCCAAUGCUUCCAACUUCAGAAACCAAUAACUCUCUGAAGACAAAAGCUUCUAGGAAAAAGAAGAUGGGGCGAUAAAGGGAGAGGCGGAAAACGGAGUGCAUAACGAAAGGAUGAUGGGAGGGACGGGAGACAAAGUGUACCUGGGGUGUGAAGUGGUGGAAAGGUCUUACUUAAUUCUUCAUUUCAGAGACCGCUCAGAGACUGAAUUCGAAGUAUAACCUACCUUCUCCCCAUUUAAGAUUUGAACUUUCCGCCUCAGUUUAGGGCUUCAUUUAACUUCGAGACUUUGCUUUUGGCCAGUGAGCAGCAAGGGUAGGGCAUUAGGACCCAGCGAUUGUUGUAGUGAGAGGUUGAAUCUCGAUCUCUCAAUUUUUCUCUGGAGCUCCCUCCUCUCCCUUUGUCAUUCUAGCUGCCUGCUGCUUCCGCAGCGUUCCUUUCCUUCUCUCUGUGCUAACUGCCCGCACCUCAGGCAGACGGGGUGCGCAAAGCAGAGGGUUAGUUGGGACCUGCCUUGGUGACCCCAUGGCAUCCCCCAGAACCGUAACUAUCGUGGCCCUCUCAGUGGCCCUGGGACUCUUCUUUGUUUUCAUGGGGACUAUCAAGUUGACCCCUAGGCUCAGCAAGGAUGCCUACAAUGAGAUGAAACGUGCUUACAAGAGCUAUGUGCGAGCCCUUCCUCUGCUGAAGAAAAUGGGGAUCAAUUCCAUUCUUCUCCGCAAAAGCAUUGGAGUUCUUGAGGUGGCCUGUGGCAUCGUCAUGACCCUUGUGCCUGGGCGUCCCAAGGAUGUGGCCAACUUCUUCCUACUCUUGCUGGUGUUAGCUGUGCUCUUCUUUCACCAGCUGGUGGGUGAUCCUCUCAAACGCUAUGCUCAUGCCCUGGUGUUUGGAAUCCUGCUCACCUGCCGCCUGCUGAUUGCCCGCAAGCCUGAAGACCGGUCUUCUGAGAAGAAGCCCUUGUCAGGGAAUGCUGAGGAGCAGCCCUCUUUAUAUGAGAAGGCUCCCCAGGGCAAAAUGAAGGUGUCAUAGGAAAAUGGAAGUGCAAAAAUGGACCUUUCAGGCAGUUGCCUCCAUGACACCCAGGAAGAUGUCAGUGUGUGUUUCUCACUUGAUUUAUCUAUCUUGGGGGGAAGGGAAAAAUAUAACCUGCAAGUUAAUGACCAUGUUGGCUUGUGUACAUCUAUACCAUAAAAUGACCUCCCCUACCUAGAUAUAUGUGCAUCACCUUUAAUCACUCUGGGGCGACUCUCACAUCUUGCUGCAUGUAAAUGUAUAUGGCUACUGUUGAAAUGUAUUUGUGAAAUGGACUCCAGCAAGCAUGUGAUUGUAAGACAAUGUGUGGGAAUAUGUAUUUAACUACUGUGUGUGUAUGCACGCAUGGAUGGAUGAGAAGGCUCUGGUCUUGAACUAAUCCUGCACAGGUAUCCUUCCCUUUAUACAUUGAUUCCAGCAAAGGCAGAGUAAGAUAAACCUCCUACAAAGAGAGCCCUAAUUACUUCUGGUGUAAAGUAAGUGAUAUAUUCCCAUGGAGGGAAAGUCCCUUGACAGAUUAUGCUGAAAACUUAAACUCACCACUUUAGAAAAAAGUUCCUUCAAUUUGAGACAUUGAGUUAUAUGUAAAAUUAAUUAGGCUCUACGUCAGGUUGUUCAAAGUUUAAAUACCCCACAUUGAGCUUAAUUAAAACAAGGGAUACAUGCAGUCAAGAGAUAGUCUAAUUUUUUACGUGAUAAACUAAGAAGUUUCUCCUUGUCUUGGUCCAAACCCAAGCUACUAAGCCCUUUUACUUAAAGUUUGAAACUGAAGCAGUCAACUUGUUAUCAUACAUCUUUUUCAAAUUUUCUCAAGCCAAAGGUGGCCUUACUUCCACUAUUCUCAGCAGCUAACCAGGAUUUGACACCUACUCCCCUGUUGUGGUUGAGGGAGCAGGGAUUAGUCCUGCUAGAAAACCGUGAGUCUCAAACCCCAGCUGUUCUCUUGAAUCAUCUGAAAUUUGAUAGAGGAACUGUAUCAAGUGUUUCCUGGCCAAACAGAUUCACUACUUCUAUUGAUUCUUCACUGAAACUUCCUAGCGCAAGCAGAGUUCCAGCUCAGCCCUAGGGUUGUCUCCUCUACACCUCUCUAUUGUUCCGGUGGAGGGAGUUCCGGUGGGGAAGGACGUUUGAUAAGGGUUAGUUGGAUUGAGCAGUAUGAAUAUUUGCUUUCUUUGUUACAUACUGCUGCUUCUCCUUGUUAGAUGUGCUUUGAUGGUUUUAAUAUUAGUGUGCCAGGGGUGGGGACAUGGGUGGGGGGGUGUGUGUGGGGAGAUUAUGAAUUACUGUAUUUUCUUCAAUGUCAAUUGUUCUUGGUAAUUGAUACCUCUCUUUUAUUUCUCUUAUUCUUUCAAAAUAAAAAUUUUUGAAAUUUGGAGGAAACUGUCUGGACAAAAACUUAAAAUCUGGAAAGAAAGAGUUGUAACAAAGGAUUCAGUCUCUCACUCUCUUUAAGUCUGGGUAAGGGAGGAAAAGAGUAGGGGAAGAUAAUCGCCUAAUAUACUAAUAAGGUUAUUAACUUUCUUAUCUUAUUUACAUUUCCUACACUUCUGUCAUGUCAUCACAUAAAACAAAAAAGCCAUAGAUUUGAGAUCGCAAUACAAUUUCUAGGUUUGAGGAGUUCUGUUUCAUCAGGUGAUGCCAAGGGAAGGUAGAGAAAUAAUUUCUGAAAAAAUUGCAGGUACAUUAAAGUGAACCGCUGUCUCACUAUAUAUGUGUCCUCAAAGUGGCACAACUUACACUUGCACUGCCACGAAUUUAUUACAUUAGACAAGUUAUUUCACCACUCAGGGCCCCAGUUUCAUCAUCUACAAAAACGGAGGGGAGGGAGGUUGAAACCUUAAAAUCCCUUCCAAUUUACAUUUCUUUGAAUCUAUGACAUGAUUAAAAACGUGAAAAAUGACUCUAGAGAAAGUUUGUUUUAUUAGAUGAGGAAGAACAGCUAUUGUUGAAAUAUUUGAAUGGCCAACAUUGUCUCAAUUUUCAUGCAUGAUUAAGAGUACAUGAAAGUACUCUGAAAACUCUGAAAAUCUUAAGAUGUGGUAAACAGUCAUUUCUACUGUAGGCUUUUUCAAAUACAUCAGUUUAAUCUUUAGUUUUUCAUCUCUCCUGUUAAAAAUAAUCGACUCAAGGAAAUUGAACCACAAGGUUUUUUCCAAGCAGUCAUUCUAUAUGCAUGCAGGGAGAAUUUCUCCUUUCUAAAAACAAGUGGCUCAAAGUAGGCUGGAUACAAUUGUUCAAAAUAAACCUUUGGGUUAGCUCAAAACAAUAAUAUUUGAUUGUUUCACGGUUUAAUAAACAAUUUGCAAAUUAGAAGAGCACCAGUCUCCCCUGUAUGUCGGAUACGAAGAAAAAGAAUGUUCAGAGGACUGGAGAUUUUGCAGAAGGUUAAAUAUUUUUUUCU